This is a messenger RNA of Trametes versicolor FP-101664 SS1, 510 nucleotides long. RefSeq lists its product as uncharacterized. Bases 41 to 436 code for a protein of 131 amino acids. The transcript is spliced from 5 exons. NCBI's taxonomy places the organism in Eukaryota, Fungi, Basidiomycota, Agaricomycetes, Polyporales, Polyporaceae. The record is from RefSeq and is a predicted model, not a curated record.
CGCGCGCUGAACCCCGCCGUGCUAUAGAAAACUCGCCUGCAUGUCGACUGCGGACGCCGGACCCUCAGCUCAACAAACGCCGACGCCUGCAGGCCAGGAAGAGGACCCCUGGACGUGGACCUGGACGCGCGACAACCUUGCCGUGGUCUCCAUCCUCAUUAAGGAGAAAAAGCAGCUCAAGGAUGCUGUGCGCCGCUACGAGGCAGCGGAGGAGCGCAUGGAGAAGUACAAGAACGGACCGCUCGCCCGACAACGCCUCGACCGCUUGCUGCGCGAGGUCAACCGUGAUGGCAUGCAACCAUCUCAUGUCCACGAGCUCCGCGAAAUCUUGGAGGAGUUUCCUGAGGACGAAGCGGCGCCGCUGAGGCAGAAGUUGAUUGAGUACGAAUGGCGGCGAUUGUUGGACUUGGGGAGUGUCCCUGCAAGCAAAUUCUGAGUGGUGCUGGAGCGUCAUACUAAGCAACGCUGCGGGUGCUUGCUAAGUCUGCGGCGGUUGUACGAACAUUACGG